AUGAAGAUACUGAAUCUGAUUUUUUUGACUGCAACAGUAGCUACUGUACUACUCUCCUUAUCAUCAUCCGGACAAGUUGACGCGUUUGGUGGAGAUUGUUGGAAAAACAUAAGAUCCUGGUUUUCAACGUCAUGUAAUAGUAAUCAUGAUUGUCCGAGUAAUUUACGGUGUUUUUCAGGAACGUGCAUAGAUCUAUGUGAGAAGUAUUGUUCAAGUAAUCAUUGUAUUAAACUAUCUACAAAUUCAGUACAAUGCUGUGAAAUAACUUAUAGUGGUUGGCUCAAUCCUCGUCUAAUAUCCGUUUGCAAAACCCAUAUGUUUACUACUAAUUGGUAG
Messenger RNA from Cotesia congregata, 336 nucleotides. The record is from the annotation of a GenBank genome assembly. NCBI's taxonomy places the organism in Eukaryota, Metazoa, Arthropoda, Insecta, Hymenoptera, Braconidae.